AUGGCCCUUUGCACCAACGAGGGCAUUCGAUUUAUCGUCAACACUAAAGAGCCAUACACUGGUGCUAUUUAUGCCGCUGAAAGAUUCUCAACUUGCUCUCAGUGCGUACGAGAGAACGACGAAACAAAUCAGAGUAUCACCUUCACACCCACAACAAACUGUAGUCAUCCGACGGGAACCGAUUAUCAGGUUACCACGGAGUGGGACCGAUUCUGCUAUCGAUCUUCAUGCGACGUGCUCCAGUUGGACAAAAUGACCAAGAAGCGCUGCGGUUGGUGUUCACAAAAUACCACUGUUCUGGAGGUAGCCACGCCUCCUCCAGUCACUGCUGAGCUCACCAUUCUAAAUCAGCUUGAAGAACCUUUGCAUAAGGCUUCAAUUGGAGACCCACUGAUGCUGGUGAUCACAUCGGAACAAGCUGGACCUCACAACAUGAUGAUCACCGAAUGCACCGCUACCCGAGUUGGAGGAUUUGGCGACAGCGUGCCGUUUACUCUUAUCGAGAAUGGAUGUCCGCGCUAUCCUGCCUUGGUUGGACCAGUGGAGCAAGAUUUCGACAAGAACAGAUUAAAGAGUGACUUACGUGCAUUCCGCCUGGACGGUUCUUACGAUGUCCAGAUCAUCUGCUCAAUUAUGUUCUGUGCUGGACCCAACGGAUGUCCUGUGUCAAACUGCUUGGACUCUGGCACCAACGAGCUGUUCAUGUCACACGGACGAAAGAAACGUUCAACAACACCUACAGAGGGACAAACUGAAGAGACAUUGUCGGCCAUCAUCCGUGUGCUUGCCAAAGGAGAGGAAGAGGAACUGCAAUCAGCUAAUCGAACGCUUCUCAGCGUGAAUGAUAUGGACCUUGUAUGCAUGUCGGAGACGUGGUUCGUCUCAUCGAUAGUGUCCGUGUCCGUCUGUUGCCUGCUCUUCUCCGCCCUCAUCGUCGUUUGGGGAUGUCACUCGUUGAACACCACCAAAGUCAAACUUCCUAUGUAA
Cooperia oncophora is the source of this 987-nucleotide messenger RNA. NCBI's taxonomy places the organism in Eukaryota, Metazoa, Nematoda, Chromadorea, Rhabditida, Trichostrongylidae. The record is from the annotation of a GenBank genome assembly.